Symbiodinium natans is the source of this 3216-nucleotide messenger RNA. Lineage: Eukaryota; Dinophyceae; Suessiales; Symbiodiniaceae. The record is from the annotation of a GenBank genome assembly.
AUGGAGCCCCGCCGCUUCCUCGAGUCAGCUACAAAAUGCUGGGCGGGCGAUGCCCCCCUUCAUGCCAAGGAAUGGAGCUUGUCCCUCAACGCGUUUGCACGCACGCAGCUGUCGCCAAAGCUUGCGCAGGCACUGCUGGAGGAGAACUUGGCGAUGCUGGAGAGCCACGACUUCAGGAUGGGUGAGUGGAGUUCCCUGGACCUCGCACUGCUGUGCAACUCCCUCCACAGGUUGGUGAUGGCCUGUGGAAGCAGUCGCGCUGCCGACCUUUCGCAGGCUGUAGUGGCCGAAGGCACUGACUUUCGAGGGCGCUGGCACCGUUUUCUGGCCGGCGUGGCCUCCGAAGCCCUCCUCUUGAGCAAGAGCUGUUCACCUCAGGAUGUGGCGCAGUUUGCCAGCGCCUUUGCCGGGGUGCCACCAGGGCCGCAGCGUGCACUGGUCUGUGAUGGUUUGACGGAACUGCUGCAAAGCCAGCAGCGUCAGGACUUUGUGGAUGCCCUCUCACUGGAGGGCCUUUGCGCCAUCCUGGUGGCGAUGGAACGCCUUGGCUGCCGUGACGAGGCGCUCCUUCGCGCGUCGGCGCGCCGUUUGAAGCGGAGCCAGACGCAGCUGACGCCCAACCAUUUGGGUCAGGUUUGCCACGCCUUGGCUCGAUGGCUGGACACCAGCUCCAAGGACCACAUGAGAGCUCACAGCCGCAACAAGCUGGGCGAGUUGGUUGACGAGCUGUUCAAGACAACGUUCUGCCCCAGGAUCGCCCACCUGGCCAGGGAGUUUCGGAAUCCCAGGCACCUCGGGUUCGUCGCCUACGCGCUCAUGCGCCUAGGCUCGCCAGGGCAGAGGACCCUCGAGACGCUGGCAGCCGCAGUGCUUGCGGCGCAGGAGGAUGCCCGGAGCACACUGCAUUUGCGCAGUUGGCCUGUGGUAUCCCUCCUUCAACUAACUGAAGCCCUGGCAGACGCGGCGCUGCGUCACCAGGCGGAAGAUGCAGUGGAGCUGCGAGCCGUGAACUCGCUGUGGCGAGCCAUUGCCGAUCUUGUUGAGACGAUGCCUGAAAAGCUGGCUUCUCCGGAGGCUGUGCGCUUUGCUGCCGCGCUGCACAGCCUCCCAGGCUUCUUGGAGUUCGCUCGUCGCACUGCCGAGGCCGUGGGCCGAAGUGCUCGUCCGCUUUCACUUCGUGACGGGACGAUGAUGCUCGGAACCUUGCAGCAGCUGGAGUUGCGCGAGGCGGCUCUCUGGAAGCCCCUCCUUUGGCAGCUUCACCGCGCAGCCGAAAAGGAGCCGUGGUCCCCUGCAGUUGCCUCCAGCAUUUUCCGGUCGCUGGAGAGGCUCGGCUGCUACGCCCAACUCUCUCCUGAGGAGGUGGACCCUAUCCUGGCUUUCUGCGCAAAGACCGCGGAAGUGCUGGAAGGUCUCGUGGUGGACACGGAGUCGCAACGAUUCGGAGCUUUGACCAUGGCGCGAUCGCUGCAGGUGGCUGCAGAACAUGCGCCGAUGCCGUGGGAGUGGCGAGAGCCUAUCAUGGAGCGUGCUGCAUGGGCUGCUUGUCGCCUCGAUAUCAAUGCCUGGCCUUGCCACACGGGAGAGGGGCAGCGAGCUUGGCUGCGACAUGCUUGGCUCCUUGCCCGUGUCUCCUCGGCCGACACGCAGGCGAGCGCUCAGCGCAUCCUCAGCAGCGCUGUGGAGCCCACCUUUUCGCUCCCUGAGAGUGCCGCUCUCAGCCUCCUUGGAGCUUUUGCCGCGGCGCACUUUGACCUCGCUUUUCCCACCCCGGCGCUCCGCGGCGCGCUGACAGCGGUGGAACAGAUGCGGGAAGUGCGGCCCUGGCAGAGAGCGCUUCUCCUCCCAGGGCUGGCUGCUUCUGGCCCACUUUCUGCGCCGCUGCUGCAGCUGCAAAGCAGGUGUCUGGCCUUUGAAACCGACCUCGCUGAGCCCGCAGAGCUUGCCGUAGCUGGCCUGCUCCUCCUUGCCAAGGACGAGGCCGAGGCCGAUGCGCAAAGCUGCCAAGCCGCCGGGCGCCUUCUGCGGGAUGCGCUGGGCGGCGCCGUUGAGGCGGCUGCGCGGCUGCACGCUUGGAGCAACAACGAUUCCCUGUUGGCGCAGCGAAUCGAGGGGAUGUGCCAACUUGCCGUUUCUCUGUCGCAAGCAGACAGCUUGCUGCGCGAGAUCCCCUUUGAUGCAGAUGACAACGUCCUUCUGGAGGAGCCGCCGAUGGACCCGGAUGUACCUGAGGCGCAAGAACUUCCGGAAACACACUUCUGGGAUUCAAGCCUGGAGGCGGAAACCUUUGGUCUCAUCCUGCCAGAAGAUGUUCAUUUGCGAAUCCUGACUGAGCAAUGGUCCGAGGCUCUUGCAGCUGGAUGCAAAUGGGUCGAGACCCAGCGAUACCGCAGGAACAAUAUGAACAUGCUCAAGUUUGUCAAGGAUGGCUGCUGGUUGGUCUUCGGUUCCAAAGAACGACUGCAUGGUAUUGCGGUCUUGGAUGCUCCAGUGCAUCGCGCCUGCGCUGACAUUGGUACUAGCGGUGUCUUGGAUUCUGUGGCACCGCAGUUCCACGAUCGGUUUCGUCACUUUACGGUGCGAACUUUCGCCGACGUGUUGCGAGAAAGUGAAAAGGUCAGCAAUGAAGCCUUUGGCCUUAGGCUCGUGACUUACAGCGAGGUGAAGCGGCUGAUACGCAUCUGCCGGGGCCUUUUGGGUCUCAACCUUGGCGUGCGCGUGAACAAAGCCUUUCUUCUGCUCACCAAGCGCCCGGGCAGCAGCGGCUGCAGGUGUCUGCAGACCCUGCUGCUGCCGCAGCUGAGUUCCUACCAGCGCCUCUUCAAGCACUACGGGUACCGCGUGUAUUUCAUAUACAUCCUGCAGGUUCUGGGAAGUGACAUCUUCCAGCUUCUGAUUGCCAAGUGCAUCCAGUCGUACUACUAUGUCAACAACCUCUUGCUGCUCCUCUCUCUGGGUAGCUUCCUGCCCUUCCUGAGAGCCACCAAAGGUAAUCUCCCAGAUGCCAAUCAGGUGUACAAGCUGUGGACCUACAUCCCCUGUCCACCCAUGGCCACUUGGCUGUUUGAGGGGUCUGGCAGUCGGCGAGCAUCACUGAUUUCCAACGUGGCCUUGGUGCUGACGCUGGUAAUGCUGCUCAUCCUAGGCCGCGGGGAUCAGGGGUUGUGGGUGUUAAUCAAGGUCACCAGGUUGCUAGAAGGCAAAAGCCAGGCGUGA